AUGCUCGUUCAGAGCUUGCGUGCUUCAAAUGGUCGAUGCAGCAAUGGCUAUCCAUCCUUGCUCCAGCUCAUAUCGUUCCUAGCAGUGAAUGAGGGCGAAGAGGGGUAUACCAGGGUUGCGGAAGUGGGCAUUCCAACGCCAUCGACUCGAAAUGUCGCGUGGUAUACCGCAGAAACUCGAUAUCCAGCCUACCCCUUAGAGGUUGCCCACCCCUGUAGACAGGCCUACCCACGAGAAUGGACUAAUUGUAACGGAGCAUUCGAUUCAGUGAUAAGCCCACCCUUUCAUGAUGUUUCUACAGAUAUUGAGAAGCUGUAUUUUGAUCUUCGUGCUUAA
Pseudocercospora fijiensis CIRAD86 is the source of this 336-nucleotide messenger RNA. RefSeq lists its product as uncharacterized. Bases 1 to 336 code for a protein of 111 amino acids. The transcript is spliced from 2 exons. Lineage: Eukaryota; Fungi; Ascomycota; Dothideomycetes; Mycosphaerellales; Mycosphaerellaceae. The record is from RefSeq and is a predicted model, not a curated record.